Messenger RNA from Lucilia sericata (common green bottle fly), 1633 nucleotides. RefSeq lists its product as uncharacterized. The coding region runs from base 52 to 1482 and encodes 476 amino acids. The record is from RefSeq and is a predicted model, not a curated record. The transcript is spliced from 4 exons. NCBI's taxonomy places the organism in Eukaryota, Metazoa, Arthropoda, Insecta, Diptera, Calliphoridae.
GUUUUGUCUUUAAGAGGUUUUCUUGAAUUGUUAAAAGAAAAAAUUACUCUAAUGGAACAGAUCACAAUUCUAUAUGCUCAAAAACUAAUAGAAGAUUUAAUGGAAUCCUCAUCAUCAUCCGACGAAGAUGACGAAAUAUUUGCUGUACUAAAGGAUUUAGAUAAGCCAAAUCCAAAAGAACACUCAAGUGAUACAAAGGAGCAAAAGGAGACAAAUGAAAAAAAUCAAACAAUAGUUAAUGAUGUGACUGUAGCAAACGUUAAGAAAAUUACUAAUAUAAUGAAUGAAAUUCAUGAUGAUGAAGUGGCUGAAACAAAAGAAAUAAUUCAAGUAACAGCAACGGCAGAAAACUGCAAAGAAGAUGCAGUUGAAGUUGUUAAUUCGCAAUCAUUGGCCAAAAACAAAGAAAAUGCUGUAGAACAUGUUUUAAAACGGCUGGAAGCAGAAAAAUCAAACUUAGACAAAGAAGUUAAAGCAGCUUUUCAGGAAGGACGUUUUUUAAGCUUUGAAGAUAAAGUUAUGAAUAUGAUCUCAGAAAGAAAUUUUAAACACAAUUUCCAUGUAAGUCGAGGAACUGCUAUUUAUCUUAUGGAGAAAUAUUCAUUAUGGCAUUGCAAGAGUACUUAUCUAGAAAGUAAUGUAAAAUCUAAAGUGGAAACCAAUGUGUUAGCUUAUCUAUGGUUUUCUGCCAAUAAGACCAAUUUUCGCACUAUUGCAAAAUUAUUUAAACAAUCCUUAUCACAUAUAUACAAAUCCAUUAAGACAGUCGUAAAAUUUCUAGUAGAAGAAUUGGGACCGGAAAUUAUAAAGUUUCCCAAUACCCACCCAGAGAAAGAAGCCGUUGCCAAAGAGUUUGAAAUGGUGGCUGGUUUUCCCAAUGUACUGGGUUGUUUUGCUGAAAGUUUUUUUACUUUCAAAUUACAAAAAUUAGCCAAAGAUUGUGGUGGUUAUAUUGUUAACCUGCGUGGAGUAUGUGAUGCAAAAUCGAAAUUUUUAUAUGCUAAAACCGGCAUACCCCGCGAAACAAUAGACACCUUUUUGGAAAAAGACUUACCAGAAUUCUGCUCGUCCGACUAUCAUUUGCUGGGUGAUGAAAAAUGUCCCAUAAGAGAAUAUCUAAUGAUACCAUUCGAUAAUGAUGGUAAAUUAGAUGAGGCUGAGAAAAUGUUUAACAUAAAACUAAUUCGAACACAUGUUAAAAUUAAAAAGGCAUUUGGUUUAUUACGCAGUCGUUUUCAACAGUUAAAAUAUUUAGAUUUUCUAACGGCCGAAACAUUGUCCGAAUUUAUUUUUAGCUGUUGUAUUGUCCACAAUAUCUGCAUUGAUCGUGACGAUUCAUAUAAUGAGGAUAUUUGUACCGAUGUUUCCGAUAGACUUUAUGCUAGUUCUUUGAGCAGUAUUAAAAAUGAUGAGUUUCUUUCAGAUUUAGGUUUAAUGAAAAGAUUUGAACUUAAACAUAUUAUUUUUAAUAAUAAAACUUGAUUUAAAUACAUUUUUGUAAAACAUCUAUUGUUUUGAAAUUUUCCGUUAAUAUGUAUGACAAUACAUAACAAAAACAACAAAGAGGUUUAACAUUCGUUAAUAGACAUUUAUAUUAAUGAAUUUGAUUAUUAUUGAUGUUUAAUCUUUAACU